Messenger RNA from Agelaius phoeniceus (red-winged blackbird), 1744 nucleotides. The record is from RefSeq and is a predicted model, not a curated record. NCBI's taxonomy places the organism in Eukaryota, Metazoa, Chordata, Aves, Passeriformes, Icteridae.
AUGGGCCAUUCCAGGGCUGUUGGGCAGCAGAGGGAUGAGGGCAGGAGGAGGAGGAGGAGGGACCCGGGACCCCCUCCAGCGGCUGGCACGAAGCCACCAGGGAGGAAGAAGCCACCACGCAGGAGUGCCACCAGUGCCAUCACCGUCAGCACCAGGGCAGUGCCGAGCACGCCUGGCGCGGCCGCGCCACGCCCCCAGUGCCUCCUGUGCGCGGUGCCGCGGGAAGCUCUGCCCCCCCCCCCGCCCGGCGUUCCAAGCGCACGCAGCGCACCCCGAGCUGCCCACGCGCCCGUCCCUGCCGGCGUUUGGGCGCAAUCCCCCGGUCCCGGCACGGCACGACUUGCGCUGGGACCGGAGCGCCCCAGCCCGCCCACCACCCCGUGCCGGCGCCGCGGCGUCUGCACCGGUGGCUGCAGCCUCUGCCGUGCCUGCUGCCGCUCCAGCCCGGCUUCUGCCGUGCCUGCUGCCGCUCAAGCCCAGCCUCUGCCGUGCCUGCUGCCGCUCAAGCCCAGCCUCCCGUCAGCGCCGCCCCUGCCCGCCGGACCAGCAGCCACCCCAGCCCCCAGCGGCCGCACGCCGCGGCCGAGCCGCCGACCAGCCCAUCGCUCGCCAUGGCCGCCCCGCAGCACCUCCCGCCGCCCCCACGCCGCCCCUCCCGCCACCCCGGGAUCAUCUCCCGCUGACGAGCCCGCCCCGCCGCCGCCCGUGGUCGCUUUCUGGCUCCUGCCGCCGCCGCUCCAUGGCGGGCCGAGCCGUGCCUUCCCCAGCACAGCCUCCCGCUUAAGAGCUGCUGGAUGCCGCGGCUCCGCCGCCUCCUGCAGCCACGGCCGUCCCGGCGUUCGCAGCCGCAGCCGCGGCUCCGUUCCCGCAGCUCCGCCGGCACCCCCUACGCAGCCGAGCUUCCGGGAUCAGCCGCACGCAUGCGCAGUUCUGUCCCCACGGCCCCCCCCCCCGCCGCCGCUGGCCCCCCCCCCACUGGCAAACCGGGCAAGAGAAACAGGAAGGGAAAGGCCAUUCCAGGGCUGUUGGGCAGCAGAGGGAUGAGGGCAGGAGGAGGAGGAGGAGGGACCCGGGACCCCCUCCAGCGACUGGCACGAAGCCACCAGGGAGGAAGAAGCCACCACGCAGGAGUGCCACCAGUGCCAUCACCGUCAGCACCAGGGCAGCAGAACAAGACCACAAAAGCAGAAAGCAGCGGGCCCACUCCCCUCCAGCACUUCACAUCCCAGCUCCUGGGAGGAACCCUGACUCAGCCCAAAGCUCUGCAGAGGGGAAUCAGGAAGAUGCAAAAAUAAACAAGGCUGUAGCAUCAGCUGGCAGCAUUUUGGGUUCUGCUGGGGCAGGGGAAGGUCUCUGUGCUCAGCUGAGCCAAAGCCUCCGCUGGGAUGGGAUUCUGGAGGAUCCCCAGGCAGAGAGGGAAAGGCUGCAGGUUUAUAGGGUGAACAGGAGGAAAAGGUAUGAAUUGUACAUCCAGGAGCACUUCCCAGCUGCCAGGAAUUCCCCACCCCUCCAUGGCAGCAGCAGGUAAAGGAGAUUCCUGCAGUAAUUACUUGGAGGAGCAAAAAUUGCUGUGCCUGAAUGCUGAUUGAAGAAUUGCUGUGAAAUGAAUGCUGAAGGAGCCUCCGAGCUGCACUAGGGGUGUCACCCAAAAUCCCAACAAUUUCUGUAUCCUAACAGUGGUUCCUCAAUGUCUGUGUGGAGAAAAGGACAUUUAUAUUUUAAUAAACAAACCAAUCUGUUAAAA